ACUCGGCACUCAGUUUACUACAAUCGCAAACCGACGCCGCAUGUCGUUUCGCGCGCCGUUUCGACCCGUGUGUAUGGUGUUAGUGGAAUAACAUAACAGCAAAUUGUUUUGUGCUGUGUUAUUAUUGUGUGAUAGUGUCAUACUGCUGGUGCGACCGAUCCGGUUCACAUUGUUGUGAUGCAUUUGAGGAUAUACCUAUGGCUGUCUUGUGUAGUCCUCGCAGGAUACGUUCGAGCGACAGAGGACGCUGCCGCAGAAAAACCAACAGAAGAAACUGUAGUUCAAAUCCAAAACGACGUCCACUCGCCGCAGGACCCCGACCUGUUCAUCGACACUGCUGAUGAUGGCUCGGGCCUAGACACAGACGAGAGCUCGGGCUCCGGGUGGGGAGCUGGCCCCGGCCCCGACGACGAGGACGGCCGAGGAUCAGGUGAAGAGCCCUUCGGACCCCCCGAUGACGAAGACUAUGGCAUCACCACCACCGACAAAGACGAAACAGAACGCACCAUCGUUGAAACUGCUAUCACACCUGAAAGUCCGGAUUCCGACGACAUAGAUAUCCCUGAGCCUACAGAAGCUCCUGUCGUUCCCGAAGUGGAACCCCCGCUCCAAACACCAACAGACCCCAAGCCGAUCGAUGUGCUCAUUCCUACAACAAGGAUCAGGCAAGAAGGGACCUCCGAGGAGGGCAGAGGCGCGGGGGAGGAGCAACCCUCGCGCCCGGAGACAGACAUCAGCAUCUCUGGCGAGGAUCUCGUGCCACCAGUCGACCAGGAGCCUUCAGGCAGCAACGUGAACCAGGACACGAGGGCGCCAGACAAAGUGGUCAUCAUGAACGCGAAGCCCGAAGACCGUGCCACCAGCUUCUUCGCGCAGCCUGGCAUUCUCGCCGCCGUGAUUGGCGGUGCAGUAGUAGGGCUACUAUGUGCAAUCCUGGUGGUGAUGUUCAUAGUAUAUCGAAUGCGCAAGAAGGACGAGGGGUCGUACGCGCUCGACGAGCCCAAGAGAAGCCCUGCCGCAGCGUCGUACGGCAAGGGUCACAACAACCGCGAGUUCUACGCGUGAGACGACACAGAGCAACCAACGCCACGUAUUUACUAGUCGCCGGUCACGCCUCGACUGACCGGUCAACCGUCUGCAGACCAGCCAUUCCAUUUUUAAAUUUUGACAGUUACACACCAUACCACGCGAAACGCGCGGCAAAAUAAGCAAAAGUAAUUUAUUAAUUUAUGAACGUGGCUAAAAUUGUUCUGUGAUUAUUAUUUAAAAAAUUACGAUCGAUGAAAUUAUUUAUUGUUCUAUAAAUGUUUGACAUGGAUACAUUUGUAAUGUACGGCAUGUACAGUGAUGUACAAGCCCGGUACAAAAGAUACAGAAUAUUUUCUGUACGAGAUGACAGCAUGAUAGAAAUUAAAUUGUUAUUAAAUUAUCAUCUUUGAGACCAAGUUUUUUAAUCAUUUGUGUGAUGAUUUGAAAUGGUGUUUAUCAGAGGUGUGAGUCUCUGUUGGAAGACCAAUGUGGUUCGCAUGUAUUGUUCUGAAUGAUCGAUCUUGUCUGUAAAAUAUGAAUUUUGUGCCAUCCGCUUUCCUUCAACUGUAUAUUGCCAACUCUCUUCGCAUAGACUAUGGAGUCUUGAAUAUUGUUUGUGGACACGUCCAUAUCUACGACUAUUACGUGUAAUAUAAUUAUGUAUGUGUGUAUGUAUUUAGAUCGAACUCUCUAAAAAAUAAGUAGAUUUUGUAAUAUUUUGCUUCCAGUUUGUCAUCGAAAUUAUUAUUUUUUUACUGAACAAAUAUUGUACCUAUUUAUCAAUAUACAAUACCGACAUUGAUUUAUACUUGACAUCUACUUCAUACCAUAAACAAUUGGGUUUUAUUUUUAGUUUUAAGACACUAAUUUUAUUUAAGAUUUUUGUUGUCACCUUGGGGUUAAUUAUUUUAGGAAUUGACGUAUCUCUAUUAUUUAGAUUGUUUUUUUAAUUUAGUUUUAGAUAUUUUAAUCUCAUUUUAUUUGAUUGUAAUUUCUGGAAAUAGGUUGUGCAUCGAUUUCUUUUACUUUGUAAUUUUGCUUGUGUGCCAUCUUCGAAUUUCAAAUACUUUUAAAAAAUCGUUGACAUUAGUAAAUAAGACGUUUAUGGAAUGCACUUGUGUUGUUUAUGGUCACAGAUAUAUUCUAGAAUAAUCAAGGCACACGUUUACAUGUCAGAAAAUGAGUCAAAAAUAAGCCAUUCCUUUCAAAUUCAACGAAAUAUUUACUAAUGCAAACGCAAAUAGCCAGUGUUAUUUAAUUCAAUUAAUUUAAGUAACACAUUGUGUCAAUUAAUUUAUUUAAAUUAAUAGAAAAAUUACAUGGAUCACUGUAAUUAACGAGAUUGUUAAUAGCAAAAUGUUUAAUUGUUUUUUAAUAGUUCACUGCAAUACUACUUAUACGUGUAGCUGAUACUGGAUAUAAAUGAAACAUUCAGUGUAUAAAUAUAUGAAAGAAGUCGAAAUUUAAAACAUUUCAUUAGAAACUUAGUUAUUGGGAAACACUCCUGUUUUAGAUUUUUCUAGAUCUCAACCGCAUCGAAAUUACUUUAAAUUCACAAUAAUCAUAAAAUCGGUGGUAAAUCCCAGUUUCGAACAAAGAAAUGAGGUAAAAACAAAUUGAGGUCAUUGUCGAACGCGAAUGUUAAAGCCUAAUCAUUCGUUCCCUCAGCGCUCACAAUUAGAACGUAGCUGGAUCGAAAAAGGACAAAGAAUUGAGACCUACAACAACAUCGAUGCUUCCAAUAAAAUGGCACUAAAUUUUUAUACUUAUUCAGCAUAUAAUUCAAUCAAGCGGCUGAUUUCCAGAAAAAUCUAACAAAAAAAAACUAAAUAUCCAAAUACAUUCCUAUCGGAUUGGUACAUUUAAGCUGUAGAGAGUUAACGCUCGUUAGAAAUAAGAAAUUUGUACAUUGUAAUUGUAAAUUCUUUUAGAAGUUAAUAAAACUGAGUAAUUUAUACGGUAAUAAUAUUGUGUAACCAAAUAUAACUAGUUUGUACCUACUAACGUGUUUUGUUGCAACUCUGUUUAUGAUAAUCAUUGGUUGCUUGAAUGCAUUCAUUAAAUUAUAUCACGCAUGAACAAAAAGUCUAACAGAUAGUAUCUAUUAAUCUAUGGUGAACAACGAACUAUGUAGUCGUAAUCUAUGGUAGAAACAAACUAUAAAAUAUACCCAGAAUAAAAUGCUACUAUUCAACCAUAGUCAAGAACCAUCAUUCGAAUUUUAAAUAAGGACAUCGAUACUAAUAUUAUAAAGAGGAAAGAAUUUAGCAAUGUGCAGUAGUUCCCACAGGACGCGAUAUGAUUACAAAGUUCGCUGUUUAAUUAUUACAUGCGUUCAUUUCAAUAAACACAGGCAACCUACAAGUAGUAUGAUUACUUGAGGCUUAGAAAAAUAAAAACUAAAAAGAGCUCGUUGAAGUGAAUGCAAAGUUAAAAAAAAAAAAAAAAUCUUUGCUUAUAUAACAUAUCCGAUCGUAUACAUAGGCGCUAGCCGCUGUUUUGACAACGAAAGCGUUGAAAUGCAAUUAAUUUAAUGUUAAAUUAUCGAAUUUUAUUUGUAAUUUAUAUAUUUAAAUAAUAUUUGAUUUUUUGUGACAAUUUAAAAUAUUGAAAUAAAAAUAUGCUUCAGAUAGGAGUUUUUUAGUUAUUAAUUUGUAAUACUUAAAUAUGUAUUUAUUUUUAACUGAAAACAAUUAACUUGAAGACAAUUCGUCAUUGAAAAUGUAUUUUUUCUUUUAUUUACGCCGUACCAGAGUAUAUACCUAUGCCUAGGUAAACCUUUUUUUAAAGCCUGAAUAAAAAUAAUAGCAAAAUGUUCUUGAUUCAUUUAUUCCGUAUAAAUAAAAGGUGCUGAUAUGUACACUAUAAUCCUAAGCUGUUAAAACCUGCAUUCAUUAAUUUGUUGAAUUGAUAAAAUAUUAAAUCAAUAAGUAAAAAGUUUAUGACCAUUGUUACAAUACCUGCGUUUGCAAAAAUUCAAUUUUUUAUCAAAAAUCUAAUUUGUGAACUAUGCAAAUAAAAUUUAGAUACCGGCCGCAAAAAAAUACUAGUCCGUAAAAUUAAUUUUGGUUUAACAAAAGAGGCUAAUAUUUCUGUAACAUUUCUUUUUGUUUCUGUCAGCUAAUAAUCCAUUGCUUAUAAAUGUUUUGUUUUUCUUUAUUUUAAUCUCAUGUUUUGUAUCUUGUAAGGAGGUAAGCUAGGAUAAGCGUAUACAUAAUUAUCGAUGUCCACCUUGUAAAUAAUUCUCCUUUACACUUAGGUAAAUAUACAGGAUAUUAUGAACAA
This is a messenger RNA of Helicoverpa zea (corn earworm), 4314 nucleotides long. RefSeq names its product syndecan (gene Sdc). Gene Ontology annotation, biological process: cell migration. The record is from RefSeq and is a predicted model, not a curated record. NCBI's taxonomy places the organism in Eukaryota, Metazoa, Arthropoda, Insecta, Lepidoptera, Noctuidae. Gene Ontology annotation, cellular component: cell surface; membrane. The transcript has 5 exons. The coding region runs from base 178 to 1065 and encodes 295 amino acids.